AUGAAUCCAUCCCAACUGGUGGACAUCACCUUCGAGGUAUUUAAUAGCCAAGAGUGUGAGGAAUCUCAGCACCCAGCUAGCUCGUCCCGGCGCCCGCCCCGGAAGUGGUUGCGGGAGGGCGCGGAGCACGCCGGGACGCUCUUGGGUCCCCGGCGGGGCAGCUCUAGGCGCUAUGGAAUUGGCCCGUCCCGCACCCGGACCUUCCGGUCAGCUCGCCCAUCUGGUUUCUUGGAUGAUGGUGUGCUGAGAGGCAGCCAGGCCCCUGGUGAGCUCAUGGCAUCCAGGGAUAUGGUACCCUUUCCUGGCCAUCCCUGGGACACCAUCCUUGAGACCAUCAAAGACCAGAUCCCGUCCCUGGACUCGGAUUCCUCAGUGUCGGACUGUGAGGAGGAGGAGCUGUUCAUCUUCCAGCGAGAUCAAAUGGCCCUCAUUCCUGACCUGUCUGAGGAGCUCGCUGAGGACCCUGCCUACAAUGAUGUGCCUGGGAGCUGGGUGGCUACAGCCAACAAGUCUCCUCCUGAGUCAGCUCUGGUAUCUGUGGAAUUCACCUCAGAACCUGGGAGUGAGCAGAAGGCCAGAGCUCAGGAAGGAGGCGACCCCCAAAGGCCUUUCCAGAGCCCAGGUGAGCCCUGCACUCUUCCUAGACUCCUUCCUGACAGCCCCCAGCACCAGAAAGACAACACUGAGAGUGUCUCCUUCGGCACCACGUGGCCCCAGAACUCUCCAGGGGGUGUGCAGGGAGUCACCCCCACCUCCCUAACCACGGAGGCUCCGAGUGCAACCCCACUGCCUCACAGGGACCCUGCUCCUGGGGGGCUCAGAGCCCUGCAGCUGGAGAAACAGUUGAUGCUAGAGAGAGACAUUCUCCAUAAAGUGACCCAGGAGAGCCAGGAUGCAGCCUGCGGUGACCACACACCUGCAAAGGCGACACCCCGAAAAGAUGCCAGAUCGGCUCCAAGACCUGACAGAUUCCUAGGGGGACCUAGGGCCGGUCCACCGCUGCUCUCCCUUCAGCAACUUGAAGAGUGGGAUUUAGACAACAUCCUUCAGAAUCUGAAGGCACUAGAGGACCAGGGAGACGACGUGCCUGAUCCCAUUGUACCUUCCAUUGAUGACCAGCUCAUGGAACAGCUUGCCCUCCAGUGUGCCACCCAGGCCAGGUCCUGGUCCUCUGUCUGGAAGUUUCCUUUGAACAGACCCCAGGACACUGAGAAUGGGGAGACUUGUCACAGACGUGCCUCCACAAAGCUAGGCUUGCAGGCCGCUCAGGACCAGGAGCCCACUGGGGGCAGGAGGCUGAAGGGCCCAGCGGAGCCACCCACUGUCUUCAUCGAUCUUCGGCAGACCAGGCCACCAGAUCCCCCAUCCCCACCCAGUUCCAGCCACAGCUCCUCUGACAGUGAGGAGGAUACUGUGAUUGCAAGAGACCAGCAGCAAGACUCGGCUGAGGGGGUGCCUCACCCCUCCCAGCGGCUCCGAGGCUGCACCGGAAAGAGUCAGCUGCUCCAGCAACUCCGGGCCUUCCGGAAAGGACAAGCUGCACCCAAGCCGAGUGCCUGUGAAAGUCCCGUCAGCCCGAAGGCGCAGGCCCCUGAAGAGAUGGGCAUGAGGAGGAAGAAACACGUCAAACUCUGGGCGGAGGGGCAGGACAUCCUGGCCACACCCUCAGGAGCAAGUCCCAGGGUCCUGGGUGGCCCUCUUGGGCCAGUGACAGCUGGGGAGUCCCUUGUGCCUCCUCUGGGUCAUCCGUAG
Chrysochloris asiatica (Cape golden mole) is the source of this 1752-nucleotide messenger RNA. It is a transcript of the gene DNAAF8, whose product is annotated as chromosome unknown open reading frame, human C16orf71. Gene Ontology annotation, molecular function: dynein complex binding. The coding region runs from base 1 to 1752 and encodes 583 amino acids. Gene Ontology annotation, cellular component: dynein axonemal particle. NCBI's taxonomy places the organism in Eukaryota, Metazoa, Chordata, Mammalia, Afrosoricida, Chrysochloridae. The record is from RefSeq and is a predicted model, not a curated record. The transcript has 10 exons.